GCAGUCUUCAUCCAAACGCGUAUCGAGACGGUUCUGUGCAUCUCCGUUUUCUAGGUUCACGUACAAAAAGCAGUUGAAAUUUAUUGAAAAUACAAAAAUAAAAGAAAAUUUAAAAUAAUACAACAGCAAUAACAACAACAGCGAAAUAGAUAAAGAGGAUUGUGUGAAUAAUUGAAUCUUGGCGCUGAUAAAUCCAAGUGCAAUUUUUGGAACCCACGAAAGUGAAAGAGAUUAGCACGUUGAGUACGCGAGUGUGUGUGUUUGUGUGUACGAGUGUGUGUUCUGUGGAUACUUGCUUCUUAUCCGUGUUUGGAGGUGCCAAUGCGUUUCGUUGAUUUCGGCAACGUUCCUGCUACCGCUGCUCCUCCUGCUCCAGCUCCAGCUGCUGCUGCUGCUGCUGAUUCGAUUUUGCCUCUCGCGGUGCCGACUCCACUCGACUCGGCUCGGUGCUCUCAAUUUUGCGGCCAGUUUUGUGACAUAGAAAAUUUGGGCAAAAUCGUGAAUACAUAUAUCGUCGUCGUAUAUUGUAUGUUGUAUCUGUGCUUCACUGCGUCAACCUAGAGACUGCGGCACGGUUCUUAACUUUUGCCUCCUGUCGCAUAUAUUUUUAAGACGUAGCCUCGAGUGUACGUCAACAACACCAACAACAACAUCAACGAGAGCGACAGCAACUCUGAAGUGAGAAAGUCAAUAAACAUACGAAAACAACAACACAAAUUUGAAUUCAAUUUGAAAAUUGUGCCACACACACACACACAUUUUGAAAGUGGUUUAUUUUGCUUUUUAUGUGCGUGUGUCUGCGCGUGUUCGUUCGUGUUGCACCAACGAAAGGCAAAGUGUGUUGCAAGCAAGUGUUUGUGUCUGGUUGUGAGUGCCGUAACUACGUACUUCUAAAGGACUUUGCUAAACUUCACCUCGAGAGCGUGGGAUUUUCAUAAGGCAACAUUUUCUGCAUACAGCUGAUAACUCGCUGUUGGCCAAGAAAACAACAAUAGCAAAACACGUGAGAUACACAAUAGGUAGCACUCGACAUCAGACGCAAUUAGCGUAGACAUCGCAUACGCUGAAUACAUAAACAACCAACAGCUAUAAAUUUGCAACGCCCCAGGAAAAUGCAUUGCAGCAGAACAAGCAAUUAAAACAGAGACCGAGGUCCUGCACGAGUCCUGCCACACACACAAAUACCGACUACAGAGUACCGUGUACUGUGUACCGCCUAGUGCCUGUCGGUUGUUGUCGUCUGUUGUUGGUUUUUGGGCUCGCUGUGCUCAAAACCUAUUUUGAAUAAUUAAAAUUCCGUAAGUGCUGCUGCAGUUGACGACAACAAAACUUUUGCAACAAUCUGCGGCGAAGGCAACAACCACAACCACGAUAACAACAACAAGGUGUGCAACAAUGAAAUAAUUAAUUCAAUGCACCUGAAUACGCCAGCUUACACAUAGAAGCUCCUUCAAAUCCAAUUGAGAGCAAUAGCCACAAGCAAAAGAAAAGCUGAAGCAAAACAAGCAACAAACAAACAACGCGACGAACAAUUAAAGCAAAUACCGAAAACUAACUAACCAAUCAAGUGGAACAGCAAAAAGAGAGGCAACAACUGCAAAAUGGCGGAACACAGGCCAAUGUCAACAAUUAGCCAAUGCAAGGAUAACCAAAGACAUAUCCGCAAGAGGACACAGCUACCUGUCCUGCCGCGCUCACUGUCUAUUGUCAUCGCAUUGAUGUUGCUAUCACAGCAGCUCUGGGAGAACGCCUCCGCCCAGGGUCUUAUGACCAAGCACGAGCCGAUGUUCAUAUCACGUUCGGAGACAUUCAAAUUCAUUGCCGGAGACAUAAUAGUGCUGCCCUGUGAAGUGGCCAAUACGGAACCUUAUGUGGUUGCCUGGAAACGUGGCAUCGCCAUCCUUACCGCCGGCUCCGUCAAGGUGACACCCGAUCCGCGUGUGCGUCUGGUGAGCGGCUUCAAUCUGCAGAUACGUGACGCUGUGCCACAGGAUGCCGGCGAUUAUAUUUGCCAAAUUGCCACUAUGGAACCUCGCGAAAUUACACAUACCGUCGAGAUACUGGUGCCACCAAGGAUUCAUCACAUUAGCACCGGCGGACAUUUGCAAGUCAAAAAAGGUUCAUCAGUGCGCAUUGAGUGCUCGGCCUCUGGUAAUCCAACGCCAAAUGUGACUUGGAGCCGCAAAAAUAAUAUUUUGCCCAAUGGAGAAGAGAAGCUGCACUCGCACGUCCUGUCCAUCGAGAAUGUGGAUCGUCAUAAGGGCGGCGUCUACAUAUGCACCGCCAACAAUGGUGUCGGCCAGCCCGCAUCCAGUCAAGUCGUCCUGCACGUCUUAUACCCACCAGAAAUCUCCGUGGAGCGUCCCGUUGUCUUCUCCGGCGAGGGACAUGAGGCGAUGCUCGUCUGCAUCGUGCACGGCGAAACACAGCCUGAGGUAAUUUGGUUCAAAGAUACCAUGCAAUUGGACACCACCGAGCGCCACAUCAUGGAGAAUCGCGGCUCACGUCACACGCUGAUUAUACGCAAAGUGCAUCCGCAGGACUUUGGCAACUACUCCUGCGUGGCUGAGAAUCAACUUGGCAAGUCACGCAAAACUUUACAGCUCAGCGGAAAACCGAAUGUUGCCGUUUUUAAUUCACCAGCAAUCAGUCAAUACAAGGACAGAUACAACAUCUCCUGGGCAGUGGACUCGCAUACACCCAUCGAAGAGUACAAGUUGUCCUUCCGCAAGCUGCCACAAGGACAUGAGGUCGUUGACAAUGCCAUUGACUCGCAAUCCUCGCUGUCGUCAUCGUCAUCAUCAUCAUCGUCGUCGUCGCACUCAUCCCAAAUGUACGGCUCGGCCACCCACAAUCAUCGCAUUGGCAGCAACUUGGGCAACUAUGGUGGCUAUGGCAAUCUGAUGCACUGGGGUCACAAUGAUUGGCGCGAUGUUGUGCUCCCUGCUGUCCCCCUCUCACACCACUACACGCAAGGCAUGAGCUACAUGGUGCGCGGACUUGAUCCCGAUCAACAGUACGAGGCCACAGUGCAGUCCCGCAAUCGCUAUGGCUGGAGCGACUUGACCAACAGUUUUUUCUUCUCCACGUCAUCAAAUGAUGUACUUGUCGAUCUGUCAACAUUCUUAAAUCACGGUCAGUCAGAUAACGAGAUGCGAGACCUGAGUGUAACGUUCUAUGGCAGCGGCGCUGUGAAUCGACAGAAACUGAGCCUCAUCACAUUAAGCGGAGCCACGCUGAUGCUGCGAUUAAUCUUGGCUUAGAUCUGUGGUACCAUCUACAAAUUAGUUUAAUUUGAUUUAAGUAACGAAUUUCACCGCCAAUAGCAUUAAAAUGGAUGGGUUAUGAUUUGAUCAGUUAUCACAAAGCAAAGGAACAAUAUUCAAAACACAGUCGAGUUGUAACUAGCUUAAGGACAUAACAUAAUACGAGUAUGUACUGCAAAAACACAUAGAACAUUAUUUCUCUCAAGCGCUCUCAAAUUUUGCAUUUUCAUCCAACAAACAACCAAACAAACAUUUCAUACGCAAAAGAACUUUAUUCGAAUGGAAAACACUUAAGCAAGUAACAUUUAAAUGGAACCAUAUAAGUAUACAUACUUACUUACGAUACAAUCAAUGUAAUAGCAUAAGACAUAAGCGAGACACUGUGCAUUCUAGAGAUGGCACUCACUGUGCAUAUGAAAUCAUAAUUACCCAUAAAUACAUUCAUACGAAAACAUUUCAGCAUUUCAGCACUCGAACAACACGUAACUCAAAUUAAGUGUAAAUAGAUUUUAUUGCAUACUUUUAGGAGUAGGCAUCAAUUGCACCAAAGAAAGUAAAACCGACAAAACCAAAGACAACCUAAUGAAGAGCGACGAUGAUUUAAUUGAUAUAAAUAAAUACACACUCACACAUACACACACACUUGCACACACAAUCUCUUGCAUAGUUUGUAUCUAUAAUAAUGUUUAGUCAAAUGGCAGAUAUGCUAGUGUGUGUGCGUGUGGUUGUGUAUGUGUUUCGUAAGUAUCUGGUAUCUUGUAUAUGUUAAUUUAAUUAACAUUCCAGAGCAUAGCCAAUUAUUCAUACUUACACACAAAAGCUGCGUAACUAAGUGUAUUUUCUCAUUCUCACACAUUCAUUUCCAUAAUUUAAGAUGAAAUUGCAACUGAAACAAUUUCGGUUUGAAUUUCCAAUUACGAAAUGCUAAACGCAAAAUCGCAGUUUUUCAAAGCUUUUUGCUAUUUUGAUGUCUGCAUGUAGAGUAAAAUACUAUGUCUGUAAUUAAGUAGCAUAAAUUAGCAACAAAGUAAUCGAAUACACUUUGAUUUCUAUUUGUAAAUUACAUAAAUACACUUUGACACACUCACACACUCAACACUCAAAACUCACUCUUAGUCUAAUGCUUUGUAUUACAGUUAGCGAGUAAGUGUAAAUAAUACGAUUUGAAAUUGGAAAAACAGCUUAAAUGGCCAAGUAAUGGAUAUAUAAAUAUAAAUAUAUUUAGCAAAUGAUAUUUAUACAAAUCUUAAAUGCAUUCAACUAUAAUAUUGAAAUAGGGUGUUGCGGUUAUGGUGAUUUGUUUCUUCCAAUAUUCCAGUAUUUCUUUUGUAAAUAAAUCGCACCCAACUCAACAAUGUACUCAACAAAACAA
Molecule: messenger RNA, 4638 nt
Organism: Drosophila sulfurigaster albostrigata
Lineage: Eukaryota; Metazoa; Arthropoda; Insecta; Diptera; Drosophilidae
Product: lachesin
Exons: 13
Coding region: 1602-3263 (553 amino acids)
Biological process (GO): dendrite self-avoidance; axon guidance; synapse organization
Cellular component (GO): plasma membrane; neuronal cell body; axon
Molecular function (GO): cell-cell adhesion mediator activity; axon guidance receptor activity
Source: RefSeq, a predicted model, not a curated record